Molecule: messenger RNA, 6125 nt
Organism: Epinephelus moara (kelp grouper)
Lineage: Eukaryota; Metazoa; Chordata; Actinopteri; Perciformes; Serranidae
Product: zinc finger protein 271-like
Exons: 5
Coding region: 1094-4168 (1024 amino acids)
Biological process (GO): regulation of transcription by RNA polymerase II
Cellular component (GO): nucleus
Molecular function (GO): DNA-binding transcription factor activity, RNA polymerase II-specific; RNA polymerase II cis-regulatory region sequence-specific DNA binding
Source: RefSeq, a predicted model, not a curated record
UGUGCUUUCAAACCUUUGUUGAACAGACAGCACCAUCUAGUGGCUUCAGAAAAUAAAGACUGGUUCAUGAGGCUUCAUUUGGCCAUCACUACCCAAAUCACUAACUUUGCCCCUGGUAAUAAUAAAAGCAGAGCGAGGAGCGGCUGGAUGAGUCACAGAGCAAUGCGUCCUCGUAUUUAUAUAUAAAUCCAUCUAAAGUGUGACUAAAACUGAAACCAACACAAAGUAGUCUGAAGUCUGAAGACGUCACUUUCCACUGCUGAGCAUAUGACAGCAGUGAUGGUCAAAUGAAGCCUCGUGAGCCACUUUCUUUAUUUACUGACUCCACCAGAUGGCGCUCUUGGUUUAAAGAUAAAGGCUGAAGGAAAGGCAAUGAGCUUUCAAACAUUUGUUGAACAGACAGCGCCAUCCAGUGGCUUCAGAAAAUAAAGACAGUGGUUCACGAGGCUUCAUUUGGCCAUCACUAUUUGACAGUCCUUUGAGGUGGAGCAGGUCAGGGGACAAGGAGUAGACGAUGAGAAUCCUGACUGACUGGAGUCCAGAACCUUUUCACCAUCUGAUGCCAUCGCAUGUGGAAUUUUAGUUUUUCUGGUGCCCAGAGAACAAAACAAAGACUUUCUUCCAAAACAGCACAUUUACAUGUCCAACAUGUGUCGAGUCCUUGAACACAUCAUGUGCGCCUAAUGGUUCAAUCAGAGAAAAACAAACAGAACCAAAUCUGAGCUGAAAAUAGUCAAAAAUGACUUUAUUCUACGUCUCAUUUAAAAUUUGGCCCCAGAAAGUACAAACUAACCAGCAGCACCACAAGAGUGAAAAACUGAGGCUUUUUUUUCCUGAACUCCAGGAUUUAGUCUUCAACUUUUAACUUUCAAACAUCAACGUUUUAAAUAAUUUAUGGUGAGGAGGGUUGUGUGUUUUCCUCCACUCCCUCAGGGGGAGUCACACAGCUACACCCUCCUCUGAUAAAUAAACAACAGUCCCUAAAGCUCUACAGAUCCCUCUUUCAAUGACUGGCAGGAAAUCUGCUGCCUAGCAACAGUAACCAAGAGGGGCGGGGCUUGUGCAGGAGCAGGAGGAGCAGUAGAGGAGCGGAAUGGAGGAGGACAAGCAGAACCCGGAGCACCGGAGCAACAAGGUCCGGAGAAGACAAGCAGCAGGCUCGUCCUCUGAUAGCAGCGAUGUUGAGAAACGAAGAGGAAGGAAAGGACCCAGACCUCACGUCUGUCUGCACUGCGACAAAUCCUACACCAGAUCUGAAAAUUUAAAGGUUCAUCUGAGAGUUCACACAGGAGAGAGACCGUACAGCUGUGACGAGUGUGGGAGGACUUUUGUUCGAAGUAGUACCCUUAAAGGCCACCAACGCAUUCACAGUGGAGAGAAGCCAUUCCGUUGUGACCACUGUGGGAAAGGUUUUACUCGGUUAGAUCACCUAAAUACCCACCAACGAGUUCACACUGGAGAGAAACCAUAUAGCUGUGACCAGUGUGGGAAAACUUUCACAGAAGCAGGGACUUUGAAAAACCAUCAACGUAUUCACACAGGAGAGAAACCGUACAGCUGUGAUGAAUGUGGCAAAGCUUUCACAGAGUACGGGACACUAUUAGGUCAUCGCCGUGUUCACACGGGAGAAAAACCAUACCGCUGCCACCUAUGUGGGAGCUCUUUCUCUCGUAGUCACCAUCUUAAAGUCCACCAUCGCAUCCACACUGGAGAGAAGCCGUAUUGGUGUGACCUAUGUGGGAGAACGUUCUCGUGCCGUAGUAAUUUCAAACACCACCAACACAUUCACACCGGAGAGAAGCCGUUCUGCUGCGACCAGUGUGGGAAAACUUUUUCUUCUGGCAGUCACCUCAAAGUCCACCAACGCCAGCACACAGGAGAGAAACCGUACAGCUGUGAUCAGUGUGGCAAAGCUUUCUCAGAGUCGGGCACCUUGAGGGUCCAUCAGCGCAUUCACACAGGAGAGAAACCGUACUGGUGUGAGCAAUGUGGGAAAUGUUUCUCCAACAAUAGUAACUUCAGAACCCACCAACGCAUUCACGCCGGAGAGGAACUUUACUGUUCUGUAAAACGGAGAGGAAGAGAGGAACUCAAAAGUCACCGCUGUCAGCACUGUGACAAAUCCUUCACAUCAGCUGAAUCUCUGAGGGUUCAUCACAGAGUUCACGCUGGAGAGAGACCGUACAGCUGUGACCAAUGUGACAAAGCUUUCAAACGCAAGUCUCACCUAAAUCGUCACCAACGCAUUCAUGCCGGAGAGAAACCAUUCAGCUGUGACCUGUGCGGGAAAGGAUUCGCAAGAGCAUGUUCUUUAAAACUCCAUUAUGGGAUUCAUACUGGAGAAAAACCAUUCAGCUGUGACCAGUGUGGGGAAACUUUCCUACACAGGGGUCACUUUAAAAACCACCAAUACAGUCACACUGGAGAGAAACCAUACAGCUGUGACCAGUGUGGGAAAACUUUUGCUAUUCUUUAUUACUUAAAAAAUCAUCAGCGCAUUCACACAGGAGAGAGACGGCACAGCUGUGUUGAAUGCGGAAUGGCUUUCACAAGGCGAACUGAACUUAAUCGUCACCAGCGCAUUCACUCUGGGGAGAAACCAUACUGGUGUGACCUCUGUGGGAAAAAUUUUGCCCGGUCGAGUGCCUUACACGUCCACCGACGUACUCACACAGGAGAGAAACCGUACUGGUGUGACAAAUGUGGGAAAACGUUCACCUCAUCAAGUGGACUUCGGGUGCACCAACGUGUUCAUACCGGAGAGAAACCGUACAGCUGCAACCACUGUGGGAAAUCUUUCACCUCUCAAGGGAGCCUAGAAGUCCACCGACGUAGUCACACUGGAGAGAAACCCUUCUGGUGUGACGAAUGUGGGGAAACUUUUACCUCAUCAAGUGGACUUAGAGUACACCAACGUGUUCAUGCUGAAGAGAAACAGAAAGAGAAAACACUCCACCGUCCAGAGACAGCGUUAGCCACUGACGGCCAAGGCAAUAGGAGCGGAAUGGAGGAGGACAAGCAGAACCCGGAGCACCGGAGCAACAAGGUCCGGAGAAGACAAGCAGCAGGCUCGUCCUCUGAUAGCAGCGAUGUUGAGAAACGGAGAGGAAGGACCAAUCUCAAAUGUCACCACUGUCAGCACUGUGACAAAUCCUUCACAUCAUCUGGAUAUCUAAGGAUCCAUCAGAGAGUUCACACCGGAGAGAAACUACAUAGCUGUGUCCACUGUGGGAAAACGUUCACUCAGUCCCAUCAGUUAAACACCCAUCAACGCAUUCACACAGGAGAGAAACCCUACACCUGCGACCAGUGUGGGAAUGCUUUCACGCAGUUAAGCACUUUAAAGGCUCACCAGCACAUUCACACUGGAGAGAAACCUUUCCGUUGUGACCUUUGCGAGAAAGCCUUUACCACACGAGGGAAACUGGAAGUCCACCAACAUGUUCACACGGGAAUCAAACCGUACAGGUGUGAUCUAUGUGGGCUGACAUUCACACAAUUAGGGCACUUAAAAUCCCAUCGACGUAUUCACACUGGAGAGAAACCGUAUAGGUGUGACCUCUGUGGGAACGCUUUCGCCCGGAGGAGUGCCUUACAAGUCCACCGACGUAUUCAUAGUGGAGAGAAACCAUACAGCUGUGACCAGUGUGAGAGUGCUUUCACUACAUCAAGCUAUCUGAAAAUACAUCAACGUAUUCACAACGGAGUGAGACCUUAUAGCUGUGACCAGUGUGAGAAAGCUUUUGUCACUCAAGAUAAACUAGUAAUUCACCAACGUGUUCACACUGGAGAGAAACCUUACGGGUGUGAUAUAUGUAAGAAACCUUUUGCUACCUUGGGUGAGCUUAAAAUUCAUCAACGUAUUCACAGUGGAGAGAAACCAUACUGGUGUGACCAAUGUGGAAAAAGUUUCCCUCAGAGUAGUAGACUCAGAGCUCACCAACGCACUCACACGGGAGAGAAACCAUACAACUGUGACCAAUGUGAAAAAGGUUUCACCACUCCUGGAAGCCUAGAAACCCACCGACGUGUCCACACUGGUGACAAACCGUACUGGUGUGACCAAUGUGGGAAGACUUUUUCUCAGAGUAGUCACCUGAAAGCACACCAAGACAUCCACACCUGCCCCCCUCUCCCUAAAGUCCUGCCUUCGCCACAAACUAUGUAGCCACGAUGAUAAAAUAUUUUUAUUUUGUAAAGGCCAACAAUGCAGCACGCCCUCCAUCACAGCUUGUAGUAGCUCUGUGGGGCUGGCUCUGUAGGGCCGGCUCUGUAGGACUGGCUCUGUAGGGCUGGCUCUUUGGGACUGACUCUUUAGGACUGUCUGUGUUGGGCUAGUUGUGUGGGGCUGACUCUUUAAGACUGGCUCCGUGCUACUGGCUCUGUAUGGCUGGCUCUUUGGGACUGGCUCGUUAGGACUGUCUGUGUUGGGCUGACUCUUUAGGACUGGCUCUGUGGGGCUAUGUCUGUAGGGCUGGCUCUGUGGGGCUAUGUCUGUAGGGCUGGCUCUGUUGGGCUAUGUCUGUGGGGCUGGCUCUGUUGGGUUAUGUCUGUGGGGCUGGCUCUGUGGGGCUAUGUCUGUAGGGCUGGCUCUGUGGGGCUAUGUCUGUAGGGCUGGCUCUGUUGGGCUAUGUCUGUAGGGCUGGCUCUGUGGGGCUAUGUCUGUAGGGCUGGUUCUGUUGGGCUAUGUCUGUGGGGCUGGCUCUGUGGGGCUGGCUCUGUAGGACUGGCUCUGUUGGGCUAUGUCUGUGGGGCUGGCUCUGUAGGACUGGCUCUUCAGGACUGGCUCCAGGCUGACUGAAGGCUGAACACCACUGGUGCCCUGCCCUGAUUUAUCUGUAACUCUUUUUUUUUAUCUUAAAACACUGACAAGCCAAAGCGUGUUUAAUGCAUGUAUUAUUAAAGUAUCACCACAAAGAACCAAAUGAACCCUGCAGCAGUGUAAAUAUGUUAAAACCAGGAGCCUGGAUGAUUAAAGGUUUUACCUGUGUCCGGCACAGAGGCACAACUGGUGCGUCACCUGCCAUCUGUUACACCUGAAAUGGAAGCAGACCUGAUACACGUGGCCCCAGGCUCUUUGGUCUGGGUCAGUUAUGAGUUUUUGCAUGAAUAUUAUAACAAUAUCAAUAUUAUGUGAAAUAAAGGACAAUAUUAUCAAUAUGAAGACUAUAUGUUGGCUCAUAUCACAGAUGUGUAAAUUAAAAAUUCCACUGUAACACUGUUGACUGCAGCAGUGUUUUCUUUCCAUGCUGCCUUGUUACGACUUCCUUUAAUGACACUUUUCAGGCUGACAAACAGAAGCAGUUGGUUAAAUUGGACCUGGGACGUCAGUGUUUCAAUUUCUAGCUCAGAGAAGUUUCUUUUCUUGGCUGUAUUACGUCUCUUCAUGUCAUAAUCUCUCGGGCGAGGCCUCCAAACCCUGAAUAUAUUUGGACGGGAUGUUUAAGUGACGAUUGUGACAAGAACAUUUCAUUAAUCACAUCAUUAGAUGAUUUCCGUGUUCAGAUUUGUGAUGGUUUGUGCGUUAGAAUGAUAAAUGAGCACCAGUGUGGUGUAAUGAUUCCUGAUCCACUUAGAUUUUCACUUUCUAAAAAACAGUAAUAAUAAUUAUGGCACUAUUAUUAUCAUUUUGUAAAGUAUUUAUUCCCCAAAGUACCAAUUUGAAGUUUAUCAAGUUUUUGUUGCACUCAAUUUUUGAUUUUAUUCCUGUAAUUAAAAUGUUUAAAGUCAAUCACUAUUUAAUCAACGCCGCAAUUAAGUAUUUUUUCUUUUUACUAUCCAUUAAUCAUAAGUAUAUAGUUUAUUACAGUAUAAUCUUAAGUAUUUUCUUAUUUGAUAAUUGCUUGGUAAGACGAAAGCAAAGUCGAUUCUAGUCGAAGCAAAGACGCUGAUUCGUCAACGAUGGCGCCAGCUGAGGUGAAGACACUUCAGCUCCACACCGCUCCUCCUCUCCAUCACUGCUCUGCCUCCCUGAUGUUGUUUCUGGAGGUGAAAUUCAUUCUUUGGUUUCACUGUAACACCUGUUUACAUCCUGAUCUGUCAGUAAAUGUGGUUGUUGAACUUGCUUCCUGUCAGGACCACUGAGCUGUUUUUAAUGUUCUCAUUAAACGAGUCGACACAAAAAG